CGCUAAUGACACCGAUUUUUCACAGUGUAAACACUGUAUCUCUUCUCUCGCCGCACGAGAGGCGACACUUUAACAGGCCACUGAUUACAGUUUACAGUCAUAUGACUUGUAAAUAACACUUCGCGUUGCUUUGUAUCGUCGCGGUUCAAGUUGCUGGGAUGAACUGAGAUAUGAAAUCAUGGAGCUUCCUUAACCCAUCCUUGUAAGCAACAAUGCUAACGAUAGCACAGCUAGCUGACAGCCUACCAGGCUUCCUCGUUUCAGGUGAAGAGAAGUUUAACCGUUAUCUUGUUGACUUGAGACCCGUAUCACUGGUGGUAAAGCUGAUAGAUUUCGACUAGGUAUACAUUUCAAUAUUACGAGGUAAAAGUCUUAAGCUAUGUAAACAUCCUGCUGUUUCAUUUAGCUCGUUAGUUAGCAGCUGUUGUUAUUGUUGAUCGUUCCUGGAAGUGGCACAGCUGAAGUAGCUAGUCUUAAAACGGUAACUGAAUGGGGUGGAGUUUUUAUUGCCGCACAAGCUAGUAUAACGGCAAGUUUUAGUAGGCAUAUUAGAAGUACGCUGUCAGACAAAAUGGUGUUAAGGAGUUGCUGGAAAUCUCGACAUAAAAACGGCUCUGGACCAGCCCCAUGUUGGAUCCGAUCAGGGCUGCUAGCCCUUCUCUGGUUAUGUGUGACCCAGUUAGCCUGCGAAAUUGGGGCGGUGGGUGAGUCCAAAAAUGUGAUCCAGAAAGACGCGGAGUUUGAUGUCACCUAUAAUGACUCGGUUACAAGUGAAAACCAGACCAUCUAUGCUUUCAAUCACACAAUCUCAAGGAACAAGACAGAGGGAGUACGCGUGACAGUAGAUGUGUUGUCACAGGGACUGGAGAGCCCGAUCCUGUUUGUUAUACGACAGAAGCAAGCUGUGCUGUCUUUUCAAGUCCCUCUCAUACUCAGAGGCCUCUACCAGCGGAAAUACCCAUACAAUCAUGUCGGCAGGACGUUGUGUCAGCCUCCGACCCGGGCCCUCUCCGAGACCCAGUACUUCUUUGUUGACGUGUCUACCCUAUCCAGCCAGGGUACUAAUUACCAGCUCAGGGUCAGCCGUGUGGAAAGCUUCACCCUGCAGACAGACAAGAAGUUCAGCUUUACUGCGUCACCAUCCCAACCUCAGUACUUCAAGUAUGUCUUCCCAGACGGGUUGGACACUGUGAUCGUCAAGGUCAACUCCGACAUGAACUUUCCCUGCUCCGUAAUGUCCGUUCAGGACAUUCAGUGCCCUGUCUACGACCUUGACAACAAUGUGGCCUUCAUUGGGAUGUACCAGACUAUGACCAAAAAAGGCGCAAUCACUGUGCAGAGAAAAGAUUUUCCCAGCAACAGCUUCUAUGUAGUAAUAGUAGUAAAAACAGAGGAUGAGGCGUGUGGAGGUCCACUGCGCUUCUACCCUCUUCGUCCUGAUGAGCUGAUUGAUGCCGGAAACAGAAGCAAAACCAUCGAUGUAAUGGUCUCUCCUGCUAUCAACUCGGAGGUGUAUGUGAUGGGCAUGCUGUUCUGUUUGGGUAUCUUCCUCUCCUUCUACCUGCUCACCUUGCUUGUGGCCUGUGUGGAGAACAAGCGAAUGAAAAAGAGAGAGGCGUUUCAGAUUCCUGCUGACAUGUCUCCUGCCGAGACAGCCUCUCUGCUUGGGAAGAACGGAGAUGGCAAGAUUCCAGGUGCACCAUAUGAAUAUGGCUCUUUUGCUGACAAUGGCAGCACACUCAGCUCAGAGGCGAUCACUGACAGCGCCACAUCCACUGACAACAACUAUGGGUACAUGGAGCGAUCCCUGGACAGUGUUGGACGAAGCAGGCAGGAGUCUUUGAGCUCUGUGGAAGAGGAUGACUACGACACACUGGACGACAUUGACUCAGACAAAAACAUUGUCCGCACCAAGAAAUAUCUAUGCGUUUCUGACCUGGCUCGCAAAGACAAGAGGAUCCUCAGCAAGAAAUAUCAGAUCUACUUCUGGAACAUUGCUACUAUUGCUGUGUUUUAUGCGCUGCCUGUCAUCCAGCUGGUCAUCACCUAUCAGACGGUGGUCAACGUUACAGGAAACCAGGAUAUCUGCUUCUAUAACUUCCUUUGUGCACACCCCCUUGGAGCUCUAAGUGCUUUCAACAACAUCCUGAGUAACCUUGGAUAUGUGAUGCUGGGACUCCUCUUCCUCCUCAUUGUCCUCAAAAGAGACAUCGUCCACAAUCGAGCCCUGGUGCGCAAUGAUUAUCAUGCACUGGAGUGUGGAAUCCCAAAGCACUUUGGUCUGUUUUACGCAAUGGGAACUGCUCUGAUGAUGGAGGGCUUGCUCAGUGCCUGCUACCACGUCUGUCCCAACUACACCAACUUCCAGUUUGACACUUCCUUCAUGUACAUGAUUGCUGGACUUUGCAUGUUGAAGCUGUACCAAAAGAGACACCCUGACAUUAACGCCAGUGCUUACUCCGCGUACGCCUGCCUGGCUGCUGUCAUCUUCUUUUCUGUGCUUGGAGUGGUGUUCGGGAAAGGCAACACAGUGUUCUGGAUAGUUUUCUCUGUGAUCCACAUUCUGGCCACUCUUCUGCUCAGCACACAGCUUUACUACAUGGGCCGCUGGAGGCUGGACUCGGGGGUCCUCCGCAGGGUGGUGUACAUCAUCUACACAGACUGUAUCAGACAGUGCAGUGGACCAAUGUACAUAGACCGAAUGGUUCUUCUUGUAAUGGGGAAUAUAGUCAACUGGUCUCUAGCUGCAUAUGGCCUCAUUGAGAGACCAAACGACUUUGCCUCUUACCUAUUGGCCAUCGCCAUCUGCAACCUGCUGCUCUACUUUGCCUUUUACAUCAUUAUGAAGCUGAGGAGCGGUGAGAGGAUCCAGUGUCUGGCGUUGGUGUGUAUUCUGUUCACAGCUGUGGUGUGGGGCUUUGCACUCUAUUUCUUUUUCCAGGGACUCAGCACCUGGCAGAAAACUCCAGCAGAGUCUCGUGAGCAUAACAGAGACUGUAUCCUGCUGUCAUUUUUUGAUGACCAUGACAUUUGGCACUUUCUCUCCUCCAUCGCUAUGUUUGGAUCCUUCCUGGUCCUGCUUACCAUGGAUGACGACCUCGACACCGUCCAGAGAGACAAGAUCUUUGUCUUCUAGACGUGUCAGAUGUUCUGCAAUGAGCUUGGCUCUUCCUCUCUGCCUUAUCCCCUCGUCUCUUUCCGUCUAAGUCUCCUUCGUGUACGUAAAAGAAGCACAGCCAGUAGCCUGUAUUUUUCCAGGCUGUACCGUUGGCACCUCUCUGCCUCUUAUCAGCCAGUCAGGGAGCGGGCUGCAGCCCCUCCCUCCACCUGUGAAUGGACACAAAUGUGCCAACAAAGACCUGGGUUGACUUAAAGUGAUGCUGAAGCGUUUCAUCCUCUUGCUGCCAUCAUCAGUAUAACUGUCAUAAUCAGUGUUUACUUACUGCUGACGAUGUAAUUAAUGAUGUACACUCUUAAUAUAAAAGAAAAAAAAUAUAACUUAUUUUAUACUGUCCGCAUUACAUUUGACUCUUCUAGUCGACGAUGCAUUUUGAAGAUAACUGUUUUUAUGCUGUUUAUAUGCUGUGUGCGUGUUUGUACGGGUGUGUAUGUGUUUACAAACAUUAAUGUGAGAACAUGACUGUCUGUCAGUGGCCUUCAAUGUCCUAAUUACAUUAGUCACAUACUAUGCUCUGAUUGGUCAGAUCCUCAAGCUAGCCGUCCUUCUCAUUGGAGAAUCAAAAUGGUGAUGAUUGUAUCUACUUAUUGACUGCCCUCAAGUCUGAAUGCUAAGGAUGUAUUUGCACUGUACUGUAAAAAAAUGAGAGAAAAAUAAAUCUAACAUCAAUA
Messenger RNA from Cheilinus undulatus (humphead wrasse), 3849 nucleotides. It is a transcript of the gene sidt2, whose product is annotated as SID1 transmembrane family, member 2. Bases 572 to 3136 code for a protein of 854 amino acids. The transcript has 26 exons. The record is from RefSeq and is a predicted model, not a curated record. Lineage: Eukaryota; Metazoa; Chordata; Actinopteri; Labriformes; Labridae. Gene Ontology annotation, cellular component: membrane.